AUGGGGGUUAAGAAUUCAAGGCCACGAAAAGGCAAGGAGGUGCGGCCACCACCGCGAGAGCAGCCCACCACCUCAAGUAAUGCAGGUGGUAGCAUGUUAUCAGCGCCGGUGUCAGCUGUCAGAGUCUCCAUUCCAUCACUGCAGCCUCCCCCACUGGUCAUAGACACCUACAGGCACAGCAAGGGGUCUAACAACGGUAGUGAAUUAAUUUGUGGAGGGGCGCGUGAGACUGAGUCACGUGAGAUUUGCAGCAAAGGUGCCUCAGACACUUCCUUUGCUGCCUCCGAGUAUCCGUGCAGCACGACCGACAAGUGGCAUCAAUGCCUCUCAUCUAAAAUGUCGUUCUGCCUAUCAUCCCCAAUUCCAAUCUACAACAAUGAGCUUUCGUUGGCGACGCAGUCCACACCAAUGUUGCGUUCGUACCGUAUGCACUCUUUUUCCAGUCAAGACAGCACCCAAGUAAGCUUCGCUUCCCCCAGCCUGUCACCAUCGCCCAUUUAUGCUCGUUUCUUGGAAAUUAAUGGAUACCCAACCGGGUUGGAGAACUACGGCAACACAUGCUACUGCAACGCUGUUCUACAGCUACUCUACCACUGCUCCCCGCUACGGCUGCGGCUGCUGGAGCUGAAUCAGAUAUAUGAGAAAGGACUGGGGCAUACUGGAUUUGAGGAUGGCACCCUGCUGGCGCUUGUGGCGGAUCUGUUUGCAAAGCUGCACAAGGCCAAUAAUCACAAGAAACAACAGAGGGAAGUUGUUGCACCCCGGGCACUUCUGACAUGUAUACGAAAACAAAAUGCGACGUUUAACAACAGCUUCCAGCAUGAUGCCCAUGAGUUUGCAAUGUUUUUGUUAUCUAGCAUGAUAGAAACAGAGACACGCAUGAUGGGAGAUGAGAAGAAUCGUGCCCUCUUUUUUGGUGCAAAAAUCAGCAAGCGGCCCAAGUGGAAGGCUAUGCUGCGUCGGAGCCGCAAGUUGGGUAGCUCCGUGGAAUCGCUGGGUCUAAUGGACCUUCGGGAGGAAUAUUUGGAGCUACCCCCUGCCCUUCGUGAGACAAGUCGAGCCCCGCGACCAGAGGCCUCGGCAAUGAAUGGUGAUGCAUUUGAAAUUCGUAGCGUAGCGGGUUCCACGGGGACAACAACAACGGGCGCAGAUGUCGAUCGGAGUACGGCGUCACCCUUGCAAGUGAUCUUCGGGGGCCAGUUUAUCUCACUGACAGCGUGUUUGGAGUGUGAGAAAGUGACAAUGAUGCGGGAGGCCUUUGUUGACCUCAGCCUUGACGUUGAGCAGGGCUCCUCGCUGCUGCGAUGCAUGGCGAACUUUGGCUCCCCAGAGUUAUUCCACGGGGACAACACGUUGUACUGUGAUCAUUGCCAGAAGCAAGUGGUCGCGCAGAAGCUGCUCCGCGUGCAUCGUCUGCCGGAGUACGCCCUACUAGUGCACCUGAAGCGGUUUGAGUAUAACGAGAAGCGGGGAAGUAUGAUGAAGCGUAGCGACCACAUUGCCCUCCCAAGCGAGAUUGACGUGGUGGAGUACGAGCCGUGGGAGGAUGACGACAACGCCAACACGCAGGCUGCCUCUGGGGGCGAGUCGCGCGCCGCACGCUCCUCGUGUUCCCCAUCCAUGGCCGUAGAUGCAGUUGCGGACGUUGAAGGUGACGCUGCAGGGGGCAUCCCGCGCCCCUCCUCACGUCUGAUGAAAAAGUUGAACGGUGUAGCACACCGUAAGGGGCGUUUCGCAUUGAGUGGCUUUGUCACACACGUGGGUAGCGGCCCCACACUUGGCCACUACUUCACCUGCGUGCGGAUGGGUGGGCGCUGGCUCCUCUUCAAUGACGACUCCGUGUCGGAGAUGACGGAAUAUGAGAUGCAGCACUUCUGGGGGGUGCCCAUUCCUGUCAGCGAAGUGGUGACGGCAACGGCGUACAUCCUUCUCUACGAGCGAGUCGCGUGA
Molecule: messenger RNA, 1950 nt
Organism: Trypanosoma rangeli
Lineage: Eukaryota; Euglenozoa; Kinetoplastea; Trypanosomatida; Trypanosomatidae
Product: putative ubiquitin hydrolase
Exons: 1
Coding region: 1-1950 (649 amino acids)
Biological process (GO): protein deubiquitination
Cellular component (GO): nucleus; cytosol
Molecular function (GO): cysteine-type endopeptidase activity; cysteine-type deubiquitinase activity
Source: RefSeq, a predicted model, not a curated record